GUUACCUCUGCCGCGUCGCGUCGCGUCUUGUCAGUCUUUCUAGCUUGAGUCGUCUUGUCACCCCUUUCUCUCUGCUCGAGGCGAGGUGGUAAAUGGAGGACAGGAGCAAGCUGCAGAAGCUAUCGUUGGGUGCUGAGGUCGUUGUGGCAUUGAACACUUUCGAUCUGUGCUCCUCUCUCGCCUGAGGGAGAGCUCACCUCUUGCUUGGCUCGGAGAAGGAGAAGCGAACACCGUCGGGGAGGAGAGCACACAGCUGACAGCCCUGCUCGGAGAAGCGACCACCGUUGAGGAGGCGGAGGAACACGCAGUCGGCGGCUAGAGCUUCGCUGCCGCCAACCUGUUCGACGAAAUGCCCGAGAGGGCAGACGACGAGGGCAGCACGGAAGCGGCCGUGGCCGGCGGCGAGGACCGCAUCAGCGCCCUCCCGGACGACGUCCUAAGGCACCUGUUGUCCUUCCUGCCCUCGCGCAACUCCGUGCGGACGUGCGUGCUCGCCAAACGCUGGCGCACGCUCUGGAAGUCCGUGCCCGCCCUGCGCAUCGUUGAUGAUGCCAUGCACGACGACGGCGAAAUGGAGCGCUCGAGAACGUUUGUCGACGAGCUGCUACGUCUCCGCGACCCAACGCCUCUGGAAGUAUGCGACAUCUACUCCAGCUAUGGGCAUCUGGAACUAUGGGACAUCUACUCCAGCUAUGGGCACGACUACGCCAACUACGACAAGGCAUUCCAGGGCAUCGAGCCAUGGCUCGAGUACGCUUUGUCGCAUCAAGUCGAGGUGCUACGAGUUAAAGCCCAUGCGUUGACGACCAGCCUCGCUCUCGUCUCUUUGCACCUCAAGAGGUUAGAGCUUACGUCAGUGACGUUUGAAGGCUCUAUGGAUUUUUCGAGCUGCCCGGUGUUACAUGUGUUAAAGAUGACAGGUUGUAGCAUCUCUUCGAAUAUCUUGUCACAAUCAUUGCGACAUCUAAAGAUCAGAAGCGCGUUCUUUGACCAUAUCAUCCGCUCUCGUAUUUCUGCCCCAAAUCUCAUUACCUUCAAACUAGAUCAAUAUGAUGGCUUGACUCCUUUGCUAGAUAUCAUGCCAUCGCUGGUGACAGCAUCUGUUGUUGAUGUGCUUGGCUUUGGGCAUUAUGGUGAAGAAAGCUUUUCUUUGGUUCUUGAAGGCUUGUCCAGGGCUACAAAUUUAGACUUACGAACGCUUUAUGAUCAGAAUUCUGUGUUCAUAAUGGAUUUGAAAUGGCGCCCUAUGUUUAACAAGCUGAAAACAUUGUCGCUCAAUGAAUGGUGUAUGGAUGAUGACUUCACUGGACUGGUUUACUUUCUUCAGCACGCACCAGUUUUAGAGAUGUUUACGCUACAUCUUUAUCCUAUAGUUGAACAGGAACAACAUGUGAUCGAAACAGAUGAAAGCUACAAUUCAAGUGAUCAAUCAUUUCUAUCAAAGCAUCUCAAGGUAGUCAAAAUCAUAGGUGACACGAAGGAAGAUCCAAGGGUUCACCAUAUUUUGAAAUUUUUCUGUACACAUGGAGUACCUUCUGAGAAAAUUCACAUCCAAUAGACUUCGUUUGCCUGCUUCCAUUUAGACCUGCAGGGGUUCAGUUGAGUUGGUUUACUUAGCCCCAUGUUGUUCAAACUUUUAUGUCCCUGGAUGUAGUACCAUGAAGUGUCUGCAUUUUUUCUACCGUGAACUCAUAUGUUGCUUGCAUGCAGUCGGAACAUGUUGAAGUGUCACCUUAUCCUGAAUUUAUCCCGUUGAAGGCCUUAUAUAUUUUGUUAAAACGUUUCA
This is a messenger RNA of Lolium perenne, 1786 nucleotides long. RefSeq names its product F-box/LRR-repeat protein 25-like. Gene Ontology annotation, molecular function: protein binding. NCBI's taxonomy places the organism in Eukaryota, Viridiplantae, Streptophyta, Magnoliopsida, Poales, Poaceae. The record is from RefSeq and is a predicted model, not a curated record.